AUGCCCCCUCAUCCCCAGGACACUGAUUCCAGCAGACCAGCCCGACCGAGAUCCAACACAAAUUCAUUCCCGUUCAGUGCAUGGCGUCGGAACAGGUCAGAUCAGCUGCAGACAGCACCUCUCCCCCCAUCGCCGUCGCCUGCCAUACAAGUACUCAUUGAUGACCUCACCCCGCCCGCUGUUCCGAGCUUGCAGUAUGCGCGUUCACUCGCCAGCGCCCUGGCUGCACAUUCACCUCUUCCACGACCAUCUAUUCUGAGUCCCAUACUUGCAUCUUUGUGUGCCGUUGACUCUCCUCCCUCACUCCAAGUGGCAGGGUAUGAUAUCCUCUCCGCUUACUGGGAAAACUCGGAGGCUACAGCGCUUUCUACGUCGGAUCGGCUUGUAUUUUUCUCCUUGUUCUUAGGCCCAACGUCAACCUGGACCAUAGACUCGUGGGAACCAAGAUUCAAGGCCCUCCGUGCAUUUACAAGGUUUGGCACCGAAAUCGUUGGAAUCGAGCUCCCAUUUCUCAAUGUUCUCAAAGGGUGGAUCAACAGUGCGUUUGAAGCGCUGGGGAGCGACUCCAUAGAGCGUGCUGAACGUGCAGAGAGGGAACGUUGCAUCGAUAUUCUAGCUUCCUUUUUGACUUCCGUAACUGGAAGCCAAGAUGUCGUUGCAAGGAUACCGGAGGAAGAGCUAGCGGGCGUGUUGCAAUUCUACGCGAGUCUCGUAGAUUAUGGCAUGCGGUUCCCCUCUCAUCACCCCCAAUCUCCUACGUCUUCCCCCGUCAUUGAAACUAUCCCAAGCCCACGGGUACAUCGCCGUCAUCAAUCGUCGGUCUCGGUUUCUUCCUUAGCUUCGCCCAACAUUGCUAGUCAUAGCCCAUCAUUCAUAACAAAGCACCCGGCCGAUAUUGCAGUCAAUCUAUAUCUCAAUCAUCUCUCUUCCCAACUCAAAAUCAUAUCUCCGUCCCACCUCAACGACAUACUUCCACUUCUCUUUCGAGCUGCCGCAUUCUACGCUACGCCAUUGCCCAGAAUAACAGUCAUGUCAACCUCAUCCUCAACUUCAAAGCCUGCUACGAACGAAGAGCGCAUCACCGAGUGUCUUAGCGCGCUCUACUCUGGGCCAUACUCUUCGUCAUGUUUCCUGGCCUUAAAACGGUCCUUGUCACCUGUGAUGGCCAAAUCUGACGAUGCCAAUUCUUCCAUCCAACGCUCCCUGGGUGCCGUUCGUACGCUACGCGUCCAAAUUCGAAAAAGUCUAUCAACCAGGCUUGCUCGUGCGUACAUAUCCCGAGACGUAGCCACUAGCUACACCGUAUCUGGUGCCCCUGCUCAAAUGGAAGUGGUGGAGAGGGAGCUCAUCGAACGCGCAUGGGCAAAGGAUGAUUUGGGAGGAUGGGAUGCGGGGCGGUUGGGGACCGUGUUAGCUCAGGGAGUGGAGGCCUGGAUCAAAUUCGAGUUGCCUCCAGGAUUGAAUGGUGAAGAACCCAGCGAGGAGGCGAUGGAUGGAUUUCGCUCCGGUCGCGAGAAGAUAUUAGACGAGGCUGCGGGAACAUUGAAAGACGUGUUCCAGGAGUUAGACGCGAGGGACGAGGAAGACGCCGCUUUGGACGAGGAGGAGGCCUCUGCUGUCGGCGCGACGCUGUCCAAGCUAGCGUCAUAUGUGACUCUUCUUAGAAAUCCAAAUGGCUCGAUGUUCGUUCUACCGCUGUCACAGCCAAGUGAUGCCCCAAGCCCAUUUAUCCGCACGUUGGCUUCGCUUUUGGCCCGCGACCAUGCCACAACGCUCUGCCCGCCUCUGUCCGCUAUUUUGCUCUCCGUAGCCUCGAACCUCACGGACGAAGACACCGCCAAGCUCCCCGUUCUUAUGACCCAAGAGCACGAUCUAUCUCCAACAUCACCCGACUGGUUAAGCAACUGGGAUAGCCUUCUAGGAGAGUCCACCCUUCUGAUCGGGCGUCCAGCGACGAGGGAGGCCGUGCUAACUGCUCUACAGUUGGUGCAUGACCCUGUUAAGGACAUGCCGCGCUAUAGGCGUCCUCUUGCGGAUUUGGUGCUGGCAUUUGCUAGGAGGGAGCACGUACGGGAGGAGGACAGCGCUGUUGCGGUCGCGCAGGGGGAUACAGACGAUGCUGUUUGGCUUAUUCUGGGCGAUGAGGUUGUUGCUCGCCAAGUCGAGGACCAGGAGGGCGAUGGCGCUGCAAUCACCGAAUAUCUGGAGUUCAUCGAGCAAGUGGCGCAUUCACGUGCGUACGAUGAACCGGUAGACGAAGAAGAAGACGAUACUGUGUCCGUCGCCGCCUCUGCUGACAUCUCGUCGCCUUCGUCCCACCCUAGUACCUCGACAAUCGUCUCGCCCCUCUUAUCCAGGAUACAGUCUGAUCAGAUACCAGGCAAAGUGGAGAAAGAACCUUCGAAUUUGCCCUCGGUGAUGUCGCUAUUGACCUCGAUAACAACAGGGGGCAAUACGGCGCUGUCACAGUCUCGUUCGGAGUCGAUGCAACCGCAAUCGGUCACCAUUGGCUCACCCGCUCCCAACAGUGACCAGAUAAUACAAGCAAAAUGCAAGCCCAAAUACAAAUGCAGCUCCGUGGGCGCCACCUCUGCCCUGAUCUCCAUCUUUCAUCAACUAGCCCUCACUCCUCUAUGUCGCUCCGAGCGCAACCUCCAGAUGGCGCUCUCGGUGUUCGAUAAAUUGUUGGCUAUCCUCAAGCACGAGUCGCAAGCAUCGGCAAGAUCACGGCUGGCUGUCCUGCAGUUCAUCAUGCGACUGCGCGCUGAUAGAGACCAUCACCUAUAUUACGUUGAAUCGCAGUACGACCGCGACGGGUUGAUUGCGAUGUUGGCUGGCCUUGUGGGGCGCACCGAACAACAGCCCGGCGAGGGCUUUUCGCCGACGCCUGGAACGGGUUCAGAGCGGCUGGGAGAAGACUUUGGUGGUGACCCCCGAAAGGCCCGUCCGCGUGUGCCUGCCCCGGAGCGAUACGGCAGACGUCUUUCUCGCGGGAGGGGCGCCGUGGGGCUAUCGAACAAUUCCGCUACGAGUCGAAGUGGGUCGAGGAUUCCCCUUCCGAGUGCCAUCUCCCCUUCACGCCAUCGAACGCAUGUGCGAUACCCUAUAUGGGCACUCCCCGAAGAGCUCCCUUUCGAUGUCUGUGAGAUGGACUCCCCCAGCGAGACGUUGAUAUCGUAUGAUCCCGAAGGACCGGAUAAGCGGUCCGUCCUCCCCGUUUCCUCGUAUCUACGACUCGUGGAGGAGAUUCUUGAGAAAGAAACGGACUGGGAGAUCUUGUCCUAUCUCUUAUGCCACCUCCCCGCUCAACUGUCCAACAAGCAUUUAUUCUGCGGACCGAAAUCGCGAGACGCCAUCGCGGGGAUACUGAAGACGAUCUGCACCGGCAUUCUGAACGGCGGGUUGGCCUCUACGGUUGAGGCGUGGCCGUCUGGGCUGAAGACGCGCGACGCCCAGGGACUCGCAUACCACACACUCUCCGUUUUAGUGAGUUACAGGCGGUGUUUCGACAUGCAGCUCCGGCAUCUCCUCGUCGAGGUGUUCCAAGCCGGCCUGAAUGGCCACCCGUCGACCAUCAAGUGCUGCCUCCACGCUCUCACGCUGUCGGCGUUCGAACUGCAGCCGUCGAUGACCAAGUGCCUAUCGCGAAUCCUCGAGAAGCUGUCCCAGAUCAUGUCGAACCCCGAGAUGGCGGUUCAUAUCCUCGGGUUCCUCUCCGUCGUCGGCUCGCUGAACGCGCUGCAUGCCAAUUUCACCGAGGCGGACUUCAAGAUGGUGUUCGGCGUGGCGCUGCAGUAUCUUCAGCACCACAACCAGAACAAGACCUCGCCGACGAUUUCGUGGGCUCUGUCCCAGCACGUCCGCAUACUGUCGUUUUAUAUCGUCUAUGUGUGGUUCCUUGCCAUCAAGAUACCUGACCGGCCGCGCCACGUCAAGUUUAUUACGCGGCAGCUUCUGCUUGCGAACGAGGGCAACCAGGAGGUCGACGAGCUUACAGAGGUUUGCUUCGACUGGCUGGCGCGUUAUACAUACGCGAGUGCCGAUCCACGACCAUCCAAUUCACUACUCAACGACAUUGUCAUGAACCCAAACAGCACCCUCGCAAAAAAUAAUGAACGCAGCGAGAAGACUUGGCUGAUAGGCAACUCUGUUCUCACUCUCCGCAGCCUCGAGCGCGCGGGGUGGGUAGAGGUCUUGUCCCGGCGCCCCUCGGGGUUCACCAAGAUCCUGUGCCGGAUAGAGAACGUGCCGCUGACGAACGCGGGCGAGGUUGACCCGGAUCUGGUUUCGGUUACGGCGAGCUUGCUUAUGGACCGCGAUAUAUCGAGGCCGAGCGGGCCUCCCUGCGGAGAAGACGCGGUUGAUGUACGACAGAGCGAUUUGUCGGCUAUUCUACCAACAGACGAUGAGGAGACGGCCAAUGGUGACGCGCCAGCUGAAGACCCGCCGCCUCCACCCGAUCCGGUUACUGGCUACGUGUGGAGUGGAUCUGCGCCGUCGCAACGGAGAAAAGACGUCGUUGUGGAUCCGGCCUUUCUCGUCCUGCAGCUAUCUGCAUACCCCGACCAGCGCAGUGCGCCUGAUGUUCGCAGGCUCGUCUCCGCGCCGUCUCUCCAAAAGUCCCUUCAAGGGCUGGACAGAAUUCCGGUGAUAGACACGCACAAGGUCGGGAUACUAUACGUUGCGCCUGGGCAGACCGACGAGGUGGAUAUUCUCUGCAAUACGCACGGCUCGCCGGCGUACACCCGGUUCCUUGAGGGGCUGGGCAGGCUCAUCAAUCUUCGCGGGCAGGUCGACGUGUAUGCGGGCGGCCUGAACCCGGAUGAGGAUGGCGAAUACGCGUAUGCGUGGUGGGACGAUAUCGGGCAGAUCCUGUACCACACUGCGACGAUGAUGCCAACGACCCCGAACGAUCCGCUAGCGACCGAGAAGAAACGCCACAUUGGCAAUGAUUACGUUCGGAUUGUGUGGAACGACUCUGGGCGGCCGUACGAGUUUGCUACCCUGACGACGCAGUUCCAGUUCGUCAACAUCGUCGUCGAGCCGCACUCGGUGGGGGCGAUCGCGGCGUUCUCGAACAACGUGCAUGAGAUUGAGUAUUUCAAGGUGACGAUGCAGCUCGCCCCGCGCAUGGCCGAGUUCGCGCCGAUAGGGCAGUUCAAGCUGAUCUCGGCUGAGAACCUCCCGUUCUUGGUGAGGCAGGUUAGUCUGUUGGCCGACUGGUUUGCGUCGGUGUUCGAGAAGACGCAGAACGACACUGUGCGCGUGGAGAUGAAGACGAACUGGCACGCACGUCUGGAUGCGAUCCGGCGGCUGCGCAACCAGCUGCCGGAAGAGGAGGGGAAUGACUCGGCGAGCAAUGGGAUUAUGGCGCAGGAGCGGUACAGGGACUUCACACAUACCUUUUGA
Molecule: messenger RNA, 5409 nt
Organism: Pleurotus ostreatus (oyster mushroom)
Lineage: Eukaryota; Fungi; Basidiomycota; Agaricomycetes; Agaricales; Pleurotaceae
Product: Tuberous sclerosis 2-like protein
Exons: 3
Coding region: 1-5409 (1802 amino acids)
Biological process (GO): regulation of small GTPase mediated signal transduction; negative regulation of TOR signaling; positive regulation of GTPase activity
Cellular component (GO): nucleus; TSC1-TSC2 complex; cytoplasm
Molecular function (GO): GTPase activator activity
Source: RefSeq, a predicted model, not a curated record